AGUGGCAUUCCACUCCACUCCCUGUGAACAAUGACAUGUCUUCUGGCGUGCUGCGUGCUGGCUUGCACUUUAAUUUCGGUCCAAGUAUAUGGUCAACAACAGGAGAAAAUUGUGCUUUCCCUACCGGAUGUAGGUGGUCAACCGGGCAAAAAUCACACCCUCGAUGUUUCACAUUUGGCUAAGAUAGUACUUCCUUCACCACAUGAGACUCGCGUUAUUGGUGGUCAAGUGACCACCAAUUCCAAGUUAGGAGGAUACCUAACAGCAUUGCUUUAUGAAGACGAAUUUGUUUGUGGUGGUACACUGCUCAAGGAUAACAUCGUCCUAACUGCUGCUCACUGUUUUCUGGGUCGAAUGAAGCCAAGCGAAUGGAUUGUGGCUGGCGGUAUGUCCAGUCUCAAUCAGAAAGGUAUUCGACGGCAUGUUAAGGACUUUAUCUUGUCCGAACAAUUUCGAGAGGACGACAUGAAUAUGGAUGUAGCGGUCAUGCUGCUGAAAACUCCCAUGACGGGUAAAAACAUCGGUAAGUUAGAUUUAUGCUCGGUGACCCUUAACCCAGGCGUAGAACUGGUGGUUUCCGGAUGGGGCAUGACCGCUCCCCGGGGACGUGGACCCCAAAACUUACUGCGUACGGUGACAGUGCCAAUUAUUCACAGAAAGAACUGUCGCGCUGCCUAUCAGCCCAUGGCUAAAAUAACAGAUAGCAUGAUAUGUGCUGCUGUGCUGGGACGUAAGGAUGCGUGCACCUUUGACUCCGGUGGACCGAUGGUGCUCAAAAAGCAGGUUUGUGGGAUAGUGUCCUUUGGCAUCGGAUGUGCUAGCAAACGUUAUCCUGGCGUCUACACGGAUGUUAUGUACGUGAAGCCUUUUAUCGAAAAGAGCAUUAAUGCGUUGCUAGCAAAGCGAUAAAAAUAAGCUUUCUUUAUUUGGAAAUCAUUUUUAAAAUAUAAUGUGGUCUCUCCUUUAA
This is a messenger RNA of Drosophila teissieri, 967 nucleotides long. Its product is annotated as seminase. The coding region runs from base 31 to 909 and encodes 292 amino acids. Lineage: Eukaryota; Metazoa; Arthropoda; Insecta; Diptera; Drosophilidae. Gene Ontology annotation, biological process: proteolysis. Gene Ontology annotation, molecular function: serine-type endopeptidase activity. The transcript is spliced from 2 exons. The record is from RefSeq and is a predicted model, not a curated record.